AUGGAUAUUACAAGGGGGAGCUUGGAUAAAAUUUCAAGGCCUGCAUCUAGCUCAAGAGCUUAUCCUAAUUGUAGAUCUUUAAAUACAUCUAUGGAGUUACUAACACCAGAGCCACGUUUGCCAAAGGUUGAUUCACUUGUCAGUUUGGCUGGUAGUCAUCAAAGAGGCAGUCUAGAAGACUGCUGUCCAGAAGAAAACAAAGGUGAUGACAGAGAGAAAUCUGAUGUCAAGGAAGUAAGAACAGAUCAGCAAACCGCAGGGGAGAGUACGACCUUCUUUCUUCAGAAGUAUAUGCUGAAUCCCAACGAGUUGUCAGGAUGUAUCUCUAAUUCAGAUUCUGGAGAUGAUAGCACUGAAACACAGACUUCAAAAUUCUGUGAACCUUCCCAAGGAAAACUAACAAACUCUUCCAACUUGGAAUAUUCUGAAGAAACAGAUGUAGAUCCUCAGAUUCAAGAAGCUAUAAAGAAAAUGAAUAAACUUGACACAAUGCUGGCAAAAAAACAUUUUAAGGAGAGAGCAAUUAAAAAACAAGGCAAAGAAAUGAGGGCAAAGCUCUGGGAAGAACUUCAGUCUAUCAGAACCACUGGAGGCCAUGAAGAGAUAGAAAACACAAAACUUUUUUUAGGUUUGAUCUCAUCAUGGCAGGAUACAGCUGAUCCCUCCCAUGCUAAAGAAGAUGAAAUAUGUACUUCAGUAUUUCAUACACAAAUUAAUCCAGAAGAUUAUGACUGCCAUAAAACCCAACAUAAUCAGGAUUAUCCAAGUGAAUUAGAAACAAACGAAUUUCUUAAUCAAGCAGAAAAAACACAUAGCAAAAGUAAAAACAAUCAGGAUUUCAUUAAAAAGAACAUUGAGCUAGCAAAGGAUUCAGGAAACCAGAUUGUUAUGCUAGAGGGAGAAAGGAAAAGGCUAAUUGAACUAUUGAAAGAUACAGAAGAUGGAUUUGAAUUGCAAGGUCUUGAGGAGGAUGUAUCUGGCUGGCUAGCACCAGGAGAAGGGUACACACCUGAACCGAUGGAAUUUCAUCACCUAAAUGAGAUAGACAUUAAGCUUCAAGUACUACUAUCUGAUGGGGAUUUUUCUGUGAUUUUCAGCUCUUACUCAAAACCUCCGAGCCAGAUUUAUCAGGAGUCUCUGGUUUAUGCAAACAGAAGCCUAGAAGCAGUUCCAGGUGAAAAGGUUCUGCGAGACAAUAAGGAACGACGUGAUCAACAAAGUCGUCUGAAAGAAAUAGAUCAUCAGCUGAAAUCCCUGGAGAGAAAUCUUACUGAAGAACAAACGGGCCUCUCUGAAGAGCAGCUUAAGACCCUUCUGGAAGAAUGUAUGCAGCCUCAGAGAACAAUAAGCAACGUUACCAUGCCAAAGUCUCAGGAAUCUCUUUCUUUUGGAUUAAGUCCCCCUUGUUACACAAGUCAAGACUCCACUCUUCACUCCACAUCCACUCUUCCCAAAAUGUUAGUCGAAGACCAUAUUGUAGGGAUGUUAGCGGCUCAGGAAAGGGCUGGACUCGAAGACAAAAGCUUAUGUGUUAAUGCAGAGAGUGAAAUCCCUGGCUACUAUAUCAGCAAAGCAUUGGCUGAUAGUCACUUAUCAAAGGAUUCACUGGCCCAAACAGAGGAACCUGAUGACCUAGAAGGUUUACAGAAGAUGGGAGAUAAGAGUAUUACUGAAGGUUACUUUAUGUCAAGAGCACUCAACACAAAAAAGUUGAAGAAACCUUCUUUCUUGGGUGAACCAUUAUAUUGCAUCAGCAUGAACAAUGAGCCAUCCACAGAGGCUGACAUUCUCAGCAUACCACUGCAAACCAAAGGAGGUGAGACUCUUAACAACCCUUUAGAAUAG
Messenger RNA from Gymnogyps californianus (California condor), 1845 nucleotides. RefSeq names its product fibrous sheath interacting protein 1 (gene FSIP1). Lineage: Eukaryota; Metazoa; Chordata; Aves; Accipitriformes; Cathartidae. The transcript is spliced from 11 exons. The record is from RefSeq and is a predicted model, not a curated record. The coding region runs from base 1 to 1845 and encodes 614 amino acids.